Molecule: messenger RNA, 448 nt
Organism: Ochotona curzoniae (black-lipped pika)
Lineage: Eukaryota; Metazoa; Chordata; Mammalia; Lagomorpha; Ochotonidae
Gene: CUNH10orf105
Product: chromosome unknown C10orf105 homolog
Exons: 1
Coding region: 14-448 (144 amino acids)
Source: RefSeq, a predicted model, not a curated record
CCUGGUGUGGCCCAUGGCUCUGAACUCCUGCUCCCUUUCUGUUGCAGCGGCCAUGAGCACAGAGGGACCCAGGUUCACCGGCUCUGCGGCCACCAGCCCCCUUGCCUUUCUCACAGCUCCAGGCGCUGCUGCGGGGACCGCGGCAGAGGCAGCCAGCCCCGUCCCGGUGCUGGUGGUCCUGGCCUGCAUCUUCCUCGUGCUGGCCACCUGUCUGCUGUUCAUGGUGCUCUGCAAGCCGGCCGCGCUGGAUCCACGCCGCCGCGGCGCCCGCGAGUGCAUGCCCCACCACCCCGGGAGCCCCAGCGAGCCCCAGCUGCGCCUCUGGAGGCGUCUGGGAUCCCUGCGCCGCUCUCUGCGCACCUUCAGCUUCCGCCGGGGCCGGCCCGCCGCCCCUCGACGUCCCCUGCCGGCCUGCGACUGGGGCUGCAAGGAAUCCACCAAGAUGUGA